This is a messenger RNA of Globicephala melas (long-finned pilot whale), 345 nucleotides long. RefSeq names its product large ribosomal subunit protein P1-like. Gene Ontology annotation, cellular component: ribosome; cytosolic large ribosomal subunit. Gene Ontology annotation, molecular function: ribonucleoprotein complex binding; structural constituent of ribosome; protein kinase activator activity. Gene Ontology annotation, biological process: translational elongation; cytoplasmic translation. Lineage: Eukaryota; Metazoa; Chordata; Mammalia; Artiodactyla; Delphinidae. The record is from RefSeq and is a predicted model, not a curated record.
AUGGCCUCCGUCUUGGAGCUGGCACGCAUCUACUUGGCCCUCAUCCUGCACAACGAUGAGGUGACAGUCACGGAGGAUAAGAUAAAUGCGCUCAUUAAAGCAGCCGGUGUAAAUGUUGAACAUCUCUGGCCAGGCUUGUUUGCAAAGGCUUUGGCCAAUGUCAACAUCGGGCUCCUCAUGUGCAAUGUGCGGACUGGUGGACCCGCCCCAGCAGCUGAUGCUGCCCUAGCAGGGGGUCCUGCCCCCUCCAUCACUGCUGCCCCAGCUGAGGAGAAGAAAGCAGAAACAAAGAAAGAAGAAUCUGAAGAGUCUUAUGAUGGCAUGUGCUUUGGUCUUUUUGACUAA